UGGGAUUGAUUACUGUCCCCCGCUCGCCCAUCGCCUUCUCUGCAACGAAGGCCCGCCAUUGCUGUCCCGACCUGAAGAGCAUUCAAUGCUCACAGAAAAACUUGAACGACUCAAUUGACAAACAAAAAAAUGCUAAAAUUGAAGAGCAUUGGUGUCGCCAUCGCCGAAUUCAUGCUCUCUCUCUCUCCAACUUUGCACUCACAUCACAUGGCUGUGAAUCGAUGUAAAGCUACAGUUCAACUGCGACAUGUGGGCAAAAGUUCCUCCCCAUGAAUGCCAAUGUGGACUAUGGAUAAAAAGGAAAGCAGAGGGUUGUAGUUCGUCAAUGUGCGGAUAGAGUCGGGAGGAAAAGAGGAGCGAGCGGCAGCAGGAUGGGGGGAUGGGGGCAGGGGCAGGAAUUCAACUAGCUGCACAUGGGAACAAGGUUAAAGGCAGCCAUUAAUGCAAGGUUUCAACCGUAUGCUGCUUUGCUGCAGCUUACCCACAGCAAUUAAUGAAAUCCAACCAACAAUGCCAGCGGAAAGCUGUCUUUUACUCGCCCCUAAAUUCCUGCUUAAAUUCCACCAGAGUUCACGCCAAUUGCCAUUUUUCUCGCACUAGUAAUUGCUCCCUGCCCGCGGACCGAUGUGGAGCUCGGCGGAGAAUUUGUCGGCGCGGUCGGAGUCGUUCCGGGAGGACGGGGAUGACGAGGAGGCUUUGCGGUGGGCCGCUCUGGAGCGUCUGCCGACGUACCGCCGCGUGCGGCGGGGGAUUUUCACGAACAUGGUGGGGGACUCCAAGGAGGUCGAAGUGCAUAAAUUGCAGGCCGAGGAGCAGCGGAUCGUCUUGGAUCGGCUCAUUAGAUCCGUUGAUGAUGAUUGGGAGAAGUUCUUCACUCGAUUGCGACGUCGUUUUGACAGAGUUGAUCUGGAGUUCCCCAAAGUUGAAGUUCGAUUUCAGAAGUUUACAGUUGAAUCAUUCGUUCAUGUUGGUAGUAGAGCUUUGCCAACAAUUCCAAAUUUUAUCAUCAACAUGACUGAGGCUUUAUUCAGGCAGCUAAGAUUACUUUCUGGUAAGAGAAGAAAGCUGACAAUUUUAGAUGAUAUUAGCGGGAUAAUUCGACCCGGAAGAUUAACUUUAUUAUUAGGUCCUCCAAGCUCCGGAAAGACAACGCUGCUGCUAGCCUUGGCUGGACGUCUUGACUCCAAUCUUCAGAUUUCAGGCAACAUAACCUAUAAUGGACAUGGUCUUAAGGAGUUUGUACCCCAACGAACUUCUGCCUAUGUCAGUCAACAAGAUUGGCAUGUAGCAGAGACAACCGUGAGAGAAACACUAGAUUUUGCAGCACAUUGUCAAGGAGUUGGCUAUAAAUACGAUAUGCUUCUGGAACUCUUAAGGAGAGAGAAGAUUUCUGGAGCCAAGCCUGAUAAAGAUCUUGAUAUAUUCAUGAAGGCAUUGUCCUUGGAGGGGACGGAAACUGGUCUGUUGGUGGAGUAUACUAUGAAGAUUUUAGGAUUGGACCUCUGUGCUGAUACUCUCGUUGGAGAUGAAAUGAUUAAAGGGAUCUCUGGUGGUCAGAAGAAGCGUCUCACAACAGGUGAACUAUUAGUGGGUCCAGCAAGAGUGCUAUUAAUGGAUGAAAUAUCAAAUGGUCUUGAUAGUUCCACCACAAAUCAAAUCAUCAAGUAUCUUAGGCAUUCAACAUGUUCACUUGAUGGAACCGCUGUGAUUUCUCUGCUUCAACCAGCACCUGAUACUUAUGAGUUAUUUGAUGAUAUUAUUCUCUUGUCUGAGGGCAAGAUUGUGUACCAGGGACCUCGAACAGCUGUCCUUGAGUUCUUUGCACAGAUGGGUUUUCAUUGCCCUGAGCGGAAAAAUGUAGCUGACUUCCUUCAAGAAGUUGUGUCCAAGAAAGACCAAGGACAAUAUUGGGCUUUACAUGAACAGCCUUACAGAUAUGUCUCGGCUUUGCGGUUUGCUGAAUCUUUUAAAUCAAGCAACAUCGGCCGGAAUUUAUCUGAGGAACUGAAUGUCCCAUUUGAUAAGAGUUAUAGUCAUCCUGCAGCCCUGUCAUCGUCUAAGUAUGGAGUCAAGAAGAUGGAACUUCUCAAGACUAACUAUAAUUGGCAGUUGCUGCUAAUGAAACGGAAUUUGUUUAUCUACGUCUUUAAAUUCAUACAGCUUCUUUUGGUUGCUCUGAUUACCAUGAGUGUUUUUUGCCGAGCUACGUUGCAUCAUGAUACCAUUGAUGAUGGAGGCCUUUAUUUGGGAAACUUGUAUUUUUCUACGGUGAUUAUUCUCUUUAAUGGAUUCACUGAGGUUUCCAUGGUUGUUACCAAACUUCCUAUUCUAUACAAGCACAGGGACUUGCACUUCUAUCCUUGUUGGGCGUAUACAUUACCUUCAUGGCUUUUGAGCAUUCCAACUUCAUUGAUGGAGUCUGGUUUGUGGGUGGCAGUGACAUACUAUGUGGUUGGAUAUGAUCCAAACAUUACCAGGUUUCUUCGGCAAUUCCUGCUGUUCUUCUUCCUUCACCAAACAUCUCUAUCCCUUUUUCGUCUAAUUGGUUCCUUGGGUCGUAACAUGAUUGUGGCAAAUACUUUUGGAUCCUUUGCCAUGUUGAUUGUCAUGGCUCUCGGAGGAUACAUCAUUUCAAGAGAUAGGAUUCCUAGUUGGUGGAUCUGGGGAUUUUGGAUUUCUCCACUAAUGUAUGCUCAAGAUGCUGCCUCAGUGAAUGAAUUCCUUGGGCAUGCCUGGGACAAGAGCAUUGAGGGCAACUCAACUUUGUCAUUGGGCCAAGCUUUGCUAAAGUCUCGUAGUUUUUUCUCGCAAAGUUACUGGUACUGGAUUGGUGUUGGUGCUAUGGUUGGUUAUACCAUCUUAUUCAAUCUCCUUUUCACUUUCUUCCUAGCAAAGCUGAACCCUUUGAGGAAGCAUCAAGCUAUUGUUUCUAAGGAAGAGCUUGAAGAAAGAGAUAAGAUGAGGAAAGGGGAACCUGUUGUUAUCCAGUUGAGAGACUUUUUACAGCAUUCAGGCUCAUUUGCCAAAAAGAGUUUUAAAUCCAAAGGCAUGGUGCUUCCUUUUCAGCCGCUUUCUAUGUCUUUCAGCAAUGUUUGUUACUACGUGGAUGUGCCUCUGGAACUGAAGCAGCAAGGUAUAGCAGAGGACAAAUUGCAGUUGCUGAACAACAUCACAGGAGCAUUCAGGCCUGGUGUGCUAACUGCAUUAGUUGGAGUAAGUGGUGCUGGAAAAACCACUCUUAUGGAUGUAUUAGCUGGUAGAAAAACCGGAGGACUUAUAGAAGGAGACGUCAAUAUAUCUGGUUACCCUAAAAACCAGGAGACUUUUGCUAGAAUAUCUGGCUACUGUGAGCAGAAUGAUAUCCAUUCUCCCUGUUUAACUGUUCGUGAAUCGCUUCUUUUCUCUGCUUGGCUGCGGUUAUCAUCAGAGAUUGACCUGGAAACCCAACAGGCAUUUGUUGAUGAGGUGAUGGAGCUUGUGGAACUCAUUCCUUUGAAAGGAGCCUUGGUUGGUCUACCGGGAGUUGAUGGCUUAUCAACAGAGCAAAGAAAGCGCCUUACUAUUGCUGUUGAGCUGGUUGCUAAUCCAUCCAUUGUAUUUAUGGAUGAGCCCACAUCAGGACUGGAUGCUCGAGCUGCAGCUAUUGUCAUGCGAACUGUGAGGAAUAUUGUAAACACUGGCAGAACUAUAGUUUGCACAAUUCACCAACCCAGCAUUGACAUCUUUGAAUCCUUUGAUGAGCUUUUGUUUAUGAAGCGGGGAGGAAUGCUCAUAUAUGCCGGUCCUCUUGGUCCUAAGUCUUGUAAACUCAUCGAGUAUUUUGAGGGGAUUGAUGGAGUACCGAAGAUUAGGCCUGGACAUAAUCCUGCAACAUGGAUGCUAGAGGUUACAUCGCAAGCAGCGGAAAGCUGCCUCGGCGUUGAUUUUGCUGAAAUUUACAGAAAAUCUAAACUAUUUCAAUAUAACAAAGAGUUAGUUGAGAGGCUAAGCAAACCAGCCGAUGAUUCAAAAGAUCUUCAUUUUCCAACAAAGUUUUCUCGAUCAUAUUUUGAUCAAUUUGCGGCUUGCCUGUGGAAGCAACACCUAUCAUACUGGCGAAACCCACAAUACACUGCAGUUCGUUUCUUCUACACAGUAAUAAUAUCUCUGAUGCUGGGAACAAUAUGCUGGGAAUUCGGUUCCAAAAGGGAUACGCAGCAAGAUAUUUUCAAUGCUAUGGGUUCCAUGUAUGCAGCUGUGCUAUUCAUCGGAGUUACAAAUGGCGGCGCUGUACAGCCCGUGGUUUCUGUUGAAAGAUUUGUUUCGUAUCGGGAGAGAGCAGCAGGAACAUAUUCUGCUCUGCCUUUUGCAUUUGCUCAGGUCAUCAUAGAGUUUCCCUAUGUGUUGGCACAAGCACUAAUCUACUGCACCAUCUUCUACUCCAUGGCUUCCUUCGAGUGGACUGCUUUGAAAUUUUUAUGGUACAUCUUCUUUAUGUACUUCACAAUGCUCUAUUUCACCUUCUACGGCAUGAUGACCACAGCCGUCACACCCAACCACAAUGUCGCCGCCAUUAUUGCUGCACCUUUCUACAUGCUGUGGAAUCUAUUCAGCGGUUUCAUGAUACCACACAAGAAAAUUCCCAUAUGGUGGAGAUGGUAUUACUGGGCGAACCCCGUGGCAUGGAGCCUCUAUGGUCUCGUUGCAUCUCAGUACUCCGACAGCGACGAGCUCGUGAAACUUUCAGACGGAGUCCACUCAAUGUCGAGGAAAGUGUUGGUUAAGGAUGUCUUUGGUUUCAGACAUGAUUUCGUCGGCCUUGCAGGUGUUAUGGUGGUCGGAUUUGCCGUCUUGUUCGCAGUGAUCUUCGCCUUCUCCAUCAAGUCUUUCAACUUCCAGAGGAGAUAAAUAAUAAAGUAUAAUAGUCUGUGUGUGUGUGUCUCUGUUGGUUAGUUACUACUGCAUAUGGAAGCUGUAAAUUUUGUAUGAAAAAGAUUGAGCUUUGUUUUUGUUGUUGAUAGUCAUAAAAUUUAUAUGUUGAAUUGAUUCUAUUAUUUGUUGUGUUUUUAGUGUUUUUGAUAGAGAUGACAUUUGUUGGUGUAAACUAAAUUGGUACAUUAAUUUGCAUUUUAUAAACAUUUUAUGCAUACAUACAACUUGAUUA
Andrographis paniculata is the source of this 5143-nucleotide messenger RNA. Its product is annotated as ABC transporter G family member 32. The record is from RefSeq and is a predicted model, not a curated record. Lineage: Eukaryota; Viridiplantae; Streptophyta; Magnoliopsida; Lamiales; Acanthaceae. The transcript is spliced from 24 exons. Gene Ontology annotation, cellular component: membrane. Bases 625 to 4887 code for a protein of 1420 amino acids. Gene Ontology annotation, molecular function: ATP hydrolysis activity; ABC-type transporter activity; ATP binding.